Molecule: messenger RNA, 874 nt
Organism: Cucurbita moschata (crookneck pumpkin)
Lineage: Eukaryota; Viridiplantae; Streptophyta; Magnoliopsida; Cucurbitales; Cucurbitaceae
Exons: 4
Coding region: 51-632 (193 amino acids)
Source: RefSeq, a predicted model, not a curated record
UAUGGACAUGGAUUGGAUUGGCAGUUUCUUCUAGCCAUUUAGCAACACAGAUGACAGGCUCCAGAGUCCUAAAUCUACAAUUCCCGCGGGUAACUGAUCUUAGGUUUCGUUCUUACCCUCUUUCUAAUCAACAUUCUUCAUCAUCUGCGCAUUUGAUUUGCUCUCCUACACGCCCUCCAAUUUCUCGCCUUGUCAAGGUUACUGCUGCGUCGUCAAUGGAGGUCGAGCAGGGUGGAAAAUCUGCGCCUGUUGGCAGCACACCUCCGAUGAAGCUCUUAUUCGUCGAGAUGGGUGUUGGCUACGAUCAACAUGGCCAAGAUAUCACGGCGGCUGCAAUGCGAGCCUGCAGGGAUGCCAUAUCUUCCAAUUCGAUUCCAGCAUUCCGUAGAGGUUCAAUUCCUGGAGUCACAUUUGGAGAGAUGAAACUACAGAUCAAGCUUGGAGUUCCACACUCUCUUCAACAAUCCUUGGAUAUUGAAAAAGUCAAGUCCGUCUUCCCAUAUGGAAAGAUUAUGAAUGUUGAGGUCGUCGAUGGUGGCUUAAUAUGCUCCAGCGGUGUGCAUGUGGAAGAAAUGGGAGACAAAAAUGAUGACUGUUACAUAGUAAAUGCUGCUGUUUAUGUUGGCUACUAAUUUUUGUUGCCUCAUAUUCGUAAACCUUGAGAAUUAUUCACCCCUCCUCGGAGACAGCUGAACAGUUCUAGACCAUGUAUUCGCUAGGUGCUUAGUCAUCUACGAUUGUAACUAUACAGUUAUCUCAGCUUGAUGUAUGCAUCGUUGUUUCAGUUUCCUUGGGGAUAUUGCGAGACCACAUAGUUAAUUCGUCUUUGAUUGUGCGCUCAAUUUUAGAUUUUCUUGAUUUCAACAUUCUGCAA